GCCGCACCGAGCAUCACGGGUCUGCAGACACAAUCAGCUCGAUGGUUACAGUGGAUCAUGUUGUCUGAGGAGUUGCAGCUCGAUUAACUGGCGUCAAAAACUGCGUUUCAUUCGCAGUAAAACCGCGUUUUCUUGUUUCCCGUGUUGGUAAUUUUUCGCUCCCGCAGUGCUGAAGUGGCCGGAGCAGCGAGGGCGCUCCGUGUUUUCAAAGCCCGAAACAGUCGGUGUCAGGAGGAGCGGUGUUUUUGUUGAUGUCAUCCGCGGCGGUGGAGCUGUAGCGACCUUCACUUUCUCCCGGAUAAAUAAACACUCGGUUUCUCGUGCUGUUCUUCGUCUUCUUCUUCUUCUUCUUCUUCUUCUUUUCCAUUCCUGCCGUUGCCACCAGCAACGAGGAUGGGACUCCUGCCGCUGCGGUGUGUCCUGCUCCUGUCGGCGUCUCUCCUCGCAGCCGGUUCAGAUUUCCUGCCGGGAUCCGAAGCCUCCGUGCGGCCGCUCUUCGCCAGGCGUCUGAUCGCCGAGGAGGGAGCAGCGAGGGUGGCCAAGCGGUCCCUGCCCGCCUGGCUGGCCGCUCCACCGCUCCACAAGAUCAGACGCCGGAGCACCGAGCCGGGCGACUCCUGCAAAGCUCUCCAAGGAUACGACGCCAAGUUAGCGGCCAACACCCACCGUUAUACCUUCAAUGACCUGAGUGGUUCGGUGUCCCUGGCCUGGGUUGGAGAUGGCACAGGGGUCAUCCUGGCAUUGACAACUUUUCAGGUGCCCUUCUUCAUGAUAAGACUCGGGCAGUCCAAACUCUAUCGAAGUGAGAACUAUGGGAAGUCAUUCCAGGAUGUCACCAGCCUCAUCAACAACACCUUCAUCAGAUCAGAGUUUGGUAUCGCUAUCGGCCCUGAGAACUCAGGCAAAGUGAUCCUGACAGGCGAUGUGUCCGGAGGUCACGGGUCUCGAAUCUUUACCUCUGAUGACUUUGGGAAAAGUUUCACCCACAGGGACCUGCCCUUCGUCCCCCUGAUGCAGAUCACAUACAACCCUGAAAAUUCCAACGUGCUGCUCGUCCUCAGCAAGAGCAAUGAAUUGUGGCUGUCUGAAGAUUUUGGCAGCACCUGGAACAAGGCCCACAACACAGUGUGUCUGGUUAAAUGGGGAAGGAAAAACACCAUCUUCUUUACAGCCGGCCUCAACGGAUCCUGCAUUGAUCAGGGAAUGCUGGAACUGAGAAGGACGUCAGACUACGGUAAAACCACCAAGACUGUCGCCAGUAAGAUCUACUCGUUUGGCCUGGGUGGACGCUUCAUCUUUGCCUCCGUGAUGACGGGCAAGGGGACUCUGAGGAUGAUCCAUGUGUCAGUGGACCAGGGCGACACUUGGAACAUGGCCCAGCUGCCCCCUGUUGGCCACGAGCAGUUCUACUCCAUCCUGGCAGCGAACGAUGAAAUGGUCUUCAUGCAUGUUGACGAGCCGGGAGAUACAGGCUUUGGCACCAUUUAUGUAUCAGAUGACCGGGGCACCGUUUACUCCAAGUCGCUGGAGCGGCACCUUUAUACCACCACAGGGGGUGACACAGACUUCACCAACGUCACCUCCCUGCGCGGAGUCUUCGUCACCAGUGUCCUGGCUGAAGGUGACUCUGUGCAGUCUGUGGUGUCGUUUGAUCAAGGAGGGGAGUGGGUUCCCUUGAGGAAACCUGCCAACACCAAGUGUGACGCUACUGCCAAGGACCCAGAAAAGUGCAGUCUCCACAUCCACGCAGCCUACAGCACCGCUAUGAGGCUGAAUGUCCCCAUGCUGCCUCUGAGUGAACCAAAUGCUGUGGGUCUCGUCAUAGCUCAUGGGAGCGUUGGUGAUUCCAUCUCAGUGAUGAAGCCUGAUGUGUAUGUGUCGGAUGAUGGAGGGUAUACAUGGAUGAAGGCCCUCAAUGGACCUCAUCACUACUCCAUUCUGGACUCUGGAGGGCUCCUGGUGGCUGUGGAGCACAGCCCCACUCAACCUAUCAACAAGAUCAAGUUUUCUACAGAUGAAGGACAGUGCUGGGGUGUGUACAACUUCACCGAUGACCCCAUCUACUUCACCGGGCUGGCAUCGGAGCCGGGAGCUCGCUCUAUGAAUGUCAGUAUCUGGGGCUACAGAGACUCCCUCCUCAGCCAGUACUGGAUCUCCAUCACCAUCGACUUCAGGGAUCUUCUCACCAGAGACUGUGACGAUAGCGACUAUGUGCAGUGGUUGGCCCACUCAGACGACAUCAGUGAUCCCAAGGAUGGUUGCAACCUGGGCUACAAAGAGAAGUUCCUGCGUCUCAGAAAGGACUCUGUUUGCUGGAAUGGACGAGAUUACCAGGUCAACACUCAGCCGACCCCGUGUCCAUGCACCCUGGAUGACUUCCUGUGUGAUUUUGGAUACUACCGUCAAGAGAACAGCUCAGAGUGUGUGGAGCAGCCAGACCUGAAAGGAAAAGUGCUGGAGUUCUGUCUGCAUGGGAGAGAGGAGCAACUGCAGACUAGUGGCUACAGGAAGAUCCCCGGAGAUAAGUGUGAGGGAGGAAAGAUGCCUGAGCGUAAAGAGAUCGACCUCAGUAUGAGGUGUGUGAGUGACCUCGUCGGCCCACAACUUCGGGUCGACGUGCACUCCUCCAAGUCUAUUCCCAUUGUAGUAACGGUCGUCAUCGUCAUGUUACUGAGCAUCGCAGCAGGAGUCGUCUUUGUAAAGAAAUAUGUCUGUGGCGGCAGGUUCCUGGUUCACAGGUACUCUGUGCUGCAGCAACAUGCCGAGGACAAUGCUGCUGCGGAGGUAGACGACCCGCUUGAGACCAACCACACACAGAACGGGAAGAUAGUGUUUCACGAUGACUCAGAUGAGGACCUGCUUGAAUAGCAGGCGCAACCUGUCACGCAACUCAGCAACAGGUUUCCAGUCCACCUGGUGGCGGGCUGUUGUUCCUGCAUCUCUCUUGUCUCCAGCUACUUCUUCCUUUCACCCUCUAGUCUGAACGUUGGCCUCAGCGAGCAGACGAAGAGUCUGCGGCACUCAUCUGUGAAGUAUAAUGAAUGUACAGAGGCGUCUUGGGACUAAUGCACGGUUGAGGAGACCUAAGGAGAUCUCGUGGUGUUGUGCUUCAGUUCUGAUUCGAUUGGUUGAGUUUGAAUCUGCAAUUAAGCAAAGUACUGAUGCAGUCAUUAGAACUGCUGACAGCCAGAGCAAUGGGUUUUUUGAAACAAAGCUGUUUGUAUAAAUCCACCACCAUUGCAUUACGGGUCCUGCCUCUCCCAUCACCUGGGAGUGCUCCUGGAAAUUAUACUUUUCACUUCUGUUGAAGGUCUUUAUCCUUUUUCUCAUGCACUUGUACAUAAAACCUGUUUUUUAUUCCUUUUGGAUGUGGUUUCCGUUUGGAAGGUGUUAAAAGGAUUGCUGUUGGAAGCUGGUAAACAACAAUCUCAAACUACUCAAGGCUUUAUCCCCACUUUUAAUACAGUAUUUAAACUGUCUAAACAGCCAAUAAUAAGUUCAUAUUAGAGACUCCUGUCUUGGCACUGAUUUGUGAAAUCCAUUGGUGUGAUCUGUGCUUGGAAUAUGAACCUCCAUUCUUUUGUUGCUCUUCAGUACCAAGAUCCUUUCUCAAAGUAAUAAGAUGCAAGUGAAAACUUUAAUUUGCAUUAGAUUUGAUAGCAAUAAUGUCUUUAGACCCAAUGCAUUGUCCAAACACCUUAAAUAAUCCUCUUGGCACAAUAUCUCUUAAGGUCUCCAGUUGCUCCAUUUGUUGAAUGGAGAUGUUUUUGUGAAACACAUUACGUGUCAGUGUAUACGGUGGUAAAGUGUGUCUGUUUCAAGACAGGAUUUAUUUAAAAAAAAAAAUUCUGCAGUUCUAACUGCCUAAAGCACAAGGUCCUUUGUAUGCUAAGAGUUUGUAGUUUAACAAUUUUCCUAAAUGUGACCUAAUGGUUAAUGUGAUAAUGCUGUAAUAAUCACUGUAGUGUGUUUAUAAUCAUUCAAGUCGUUUUUCUACUAACUUUUGAACUCUCAUGGCAAAUGAAAAAGAAAAUUAUUAUAGUUUGAUAGUAAAUGUCAACAAAUAUUUUUUACGACGCAUUCAGAAAACCCAAUACAUCAGUAUAAUUUGGUGAUAGUAACACAGAAGCAAUGUAUGUGUGUGCGGGGGACGGUUCAAUAAUGUAAAUGUUGUAUAGGAAGAUAAACAUUGUAGCUUAUUUGUUUAUGCUGCAACACCACGUGAGAAUUGUUUCUUUUUAUAUAUUUGCAUCUGAGGUGAAGCAAAUUCUCUAAAAUGACAGGGUUAUUCAAAGUCUCUCAUUUAGGUAUAUUUUACUGCUAACUACUGUUUUGUUUUCUAUUUAAUCAUCUCGAAACUACUGUCAUUGUGAAGCUAAACGUGAUUGACCUCGCAACAGAUCCGUCCUAUCAUGUCCAGUCUUACAGGUUUUGUUUUUCUCCUGCUUUUUAAUAUUUCUUGCACAAUCAUUUGUCUGUCUCGUUUUAAAUGUGUUGCAGGUUUUUAUUUAUUUGUGAGGUGCAGGUUCAGAGUGCAGUAAACUUGAUGCAGGUAUGCAAGUGCCUGGGUGUGAGGGUUCUGAUGUGAGGCCCCUCUAAUGUGAGGCCGGCAUCUGUUUACUGAUAACUAUUUAUAUCAACUAAUGUGUAACCAGUUGCAUCCAGUAUGUCAGUGACUCCUCUUUGCUGCACUUGAGCAGAAAGAACAUAUGUUUCAUAUGGGCUCCUAUUGAACUGCAUGUUAACACUCAAUACUAUUUAAAUCCACAGAGCUCUGUAAAGAAUGCGGCAGUUAACCUGGUUACUAUCUCUCAUUUCUUGGUGUGAGACUAAGUUCUGACUGUGAGUCAACUCAAAUAAAAAGGAGUGUGAAUACAGGGUCAUUACUCAUCUGCUGUAUGCUGUACACUGGGAGAGACUUGCCGAGCUCUUUAAUGAGGUUUUAUUGCAUCGAGGGAGGGUAACACAUUUUUUCUUGCAGUAGAACUACUGUAUAAAUAAGUCAUAGUGAAGGUUCUGUAAAUAUACAAGGUUACAUCUUUGUAUCUGCUAUGUUUCUCUCUUCUGUAUAUUUGAGGCAAUUUUAUUUGGGUUUGCCAAUAAAUUCAUAUGUUCCUCUA
Hippoglossus stenolepis (Pacific halibut) is the source of this 5120-nucleotide messenger RNA. RefSeq names its product sortilin 1b (gene sort1b). The transcript has 20 exons. Gene Ontology annotation, cellular component: Golgi apparatus; membrane. Bases 394 to 2868 code for a protein of 824 amino acids. Gene Ontology annotation, biological process: vesicle organization; endocytosis; Golgi to endosome transport. Gene Ontology annotation, molecular function: protein binding. The record is from RefSeq and is a predicted model, not a curated record. Lineage: Eukaryota; Metazoa; Chordata; Actinopteri; Pleuronectiformes; Pleuronectidae.